AUAUUCCGUGGUAUCAGCCUGGGAAUCCGUUCAUCGUAUGGAAGGAACCAUCCGAAACGGCAUCAAUUGGACUGUGGUGGAGGAGCUGUCUACUCCACCCAUUUCCAGCCGAAUUCGAGCCAAGUUAGAGGGGAGAUGACCCAAAAUGGUUGACUGAGCAGCCUCGUGACGAGAUUCAAGCAACCACGCAAGACUUUGGCGACAUGAGCUUGGGCUCGCCAAUCAGAAUAGGCCGGCCACAGCUAGAGCAAGAACCCCCUUGGCCAAGGAGUCCACAAUAUGGUUCUUCCAAGCUGGACAGUGACGAGUCGAUCGUGAAUUUCUUUUUCAUAACAUUGCUCACGCAUUUUGGGCAAUAUGUGUCAGAGAAAACAAGAGAAUGGUCCCCCGAAAGACGGGCCUUCACUGUGACUAAGACAGAUCCGACAACGGGGAAAGAUAUCAAAAUCUUCACUGCGAUGGUGGAUGGUAUUCUUCGCGGUACUACCAAUGACGCGGUUCUGGCUAUCGUAGAGGUGAAGCCCUAUCUACGAUCCAGGGAUAAAAAUAAAGCUAGGAUGCAGGAAUGUGCUGAAGUAUCAGCAUGGAUCGCCGUACGUCCGCCUGCUGAUCUUGAACAAGGACGGAAAAAGGUGAAAACAUUCAAGCGCCUUCUCCUUUCACAAGAUCACCACGAGGUGUGGGUUACCUUUGCGAUGUUCCAAGCAGAGUACGUGGACUUUGUGCAGGGGCGCAAGGUAGAAGCGACACCACUCCUGACCUUUCAAACUUGGGGCCCUUUCCCAACAAAUAGUAGUAGCUCGACGAAAAGCUUUGCGCACAUCAUAGCAACUGUGAUCAAGCAGGGGAAUAUUGACGGGAACGAUUCGUGAUAUUUCGUGAUAUUUGGAGUCUGCAGUUGGCGGUUUAUUACAUCUAAUGUAUAACUAUAGACAAAAAAAUAUCCUCUUGUCUCCUACUCAUCUUUUUAGGGGGU
Xylaria bambusicola is the source of this 976-nucleotide messenger RNA. RefSeq lists its product as uncharacterized. The record is from RefSeq and is a predicted model, not a curated record. Bases 204 to 872 code for a protein of 222 amino acids. The transcript has 2 exons. Lineage: Eukaryota; Fungi; Ascomycota; Sordariomycetes; Xylariales; Xylariaceae.